Molecule: messenger RNA, 294 nt
Organism: Phaeoacremonium minimum UCRPA7
Lineage: Eukaryota; Fungi; Ascomycota; Sordariomycetes; Togniniales; Togniniaceae
Product: putative dash complex subunit dad1 protein
Exons: 3
Coding region: 1-294 (97 amino acids)
Cellular component (GO): DASH complex; mitotic spindle; spindle microtubule
Source: RefSeq, a predicted model, not a curated record
AUGGCAUCCCGCGCGCGAUCGAGCUCCGCGACCGGGGCGCGCGAGAAGACGUAUUUCGAGCAGCAGCGCGAGGCGCUCAUCGGCGAGAUUGCCAUGAGCUUCGAGCACGUGCUCGCCAACAUCAACAAGCUGAACCGGUCGCUGGAGGCCGUCAUUGCGGUCGGCAACGAGUUCUCCUCGGUCGAGGCGCUCUGGUCGCAGUUUGAGAACGUCAUGGCCAGGGAUCCGGAGGAGGGCAAGACGGAGAACGAGGGCGAGGGUGAAGGUGAUCGGUCAAAGAACGAGUCACCAUGA